AUUUUAAUCACAUGACUCAAAGAUGGCAGCAUCCAACUUGAAAUGGUUUGUGUUCCUUUUUGCGUUUUCCUUCAUCGGCUCAUGUCUGGCAGUGGACAGUGUUCGACUAAUGAUUCUCGGGGACUGGGGAGGUCUUCCAACUCCCCCCUACCACACUGCCAUAGAAAUGGGUGUGGCCAAACAAAUGUCUGUUGUGGCUAAAAAGUAUGGUCCAGAAGCUAUCCUGGCUCUGGGGGACAAUUUCUAUUACGAUGGAAUAAAAGAUUCAAAUGACAAAAGAUUUGAGGAGACUUUUGAGAAAGUAUUUGCUGCUCAGCCAGGACUGGACUCCAUCCCCUGGAAUUUAGUGGCAGGUAACCAUGACCACAAUGGAAAUGUAUCUGGGCAGAUUGAAUACUCCAAGCGUUCCAAAGUCUGGCGAUUUCCAAACUACUACUAUCCUUUGACCUACAACAUCCCAGGAGGGGGUGUGGUCCAGAUUCUGAUGAUUGACACUGUGUUACUGUGUGGGAACACUGGCGACGAUUUCCUACAUGACCAGCCACAUGGACCUGUUGACCUUGGGGCAGCAGAUGACCAGCUGGCCUGGAUCACACAGAACCUGAAAAGUAGCAGUGCUGACUAUCUGUUUGUGGCUGGACAUUUUCCUGUGUACUCCAUUGCCGAGCAUGGCCCCACCCAGUGUCUAAUUGACAAACUGUUACCCCUUCUUCAGCAAUACCAGGCAGUGUAUUUGUCUGGUCAUGAUCACAAUCUGCAGCAUCUACAAGUCUCAAGACCUGGCUUGACUAUGAACUUCUUUGUGAUUGGAGCAGCCAACUUUGCUGAUAAUAGCAACGCUCAUGCAAAAGAUGUCCCUGCAGGGUCGUCCAAGUUCUUCUGGGCCAAGAUGUUGGAUCUGGGAGGGUUUGCUUACAUGGAAAUCACAAAACAGAAUGCUACUUUCACUUUCAUCGAUGGUGUUGGAAAAAAUCUGUACCAAAAGUUGUUGUUACCUCGCAGGAUCCCCAUCAACUAGUUAUACUACUGUUUAGUUGGGGGGGGGGGGGACUAAGUCAAGAUGAAUGAUAGCAUUAUUUUUCAUGAAAUGCUGGUGAUUUAUUCCACUUUGUAGAUGUGCCAAAAUUCAUUUCAUAUGUACAGUAUAACUCAGAUAUAAGGAAGUUACAGGGACCUCAAAUUUUGCUUCCUUUUAACCUAGAUUCUUUAUAUCUGUGUAAGGAACAUAGUGAAAAGUAUUAUACAGGAUUCAUAAAAAAUUCCUUCUAACCCAGAUUUUCUUGUAAGUGAGUUCCUUAUAAGUGAGUUUUACUGUACUUACAUUUUAUGUACAAGUUCAACUGCUCUAAGGCCUUAUCAAGAUAUCAUAAUUUUAGAAACACUAUGCAAUACAUUUACCAUAAUCAGUAAUUUUUGUUUGCAUUGACACACAUUAAUAUCACAUUAUGUUUAAUUUUCAGCGACACACAUUAAUAUCGCAUUGUAUUUAUCUGCACUUUGUACAUUCAAAUGUCACAAACAAUUUAUCUUUAUAUAUUUUUAGGUCACUUGAGCAAUGGGCAAAUUUAUGUUGGAAUACUUUUAAUUACUCAACAGGAAAAAUUUUAUUUUUUGAAAAUAUAAAUAAUAUUGAUAUUGUGGCCUUUUUCUUUAUUUGAAGCUUUAGUAUGGAUUUGCUAGCAAUAGCAAUACAUGUGAGUGCAAUAGCCCAUUGGU
Molecule: messenger RNA, 1716 nt
Organism: Saccostrea echinata
Lineage: Eukaryota; Metazoa; Mollusca; Bivalvia; Ostreida; Ostreidae
Product: tartrate-resistant acid phosphatase type 5-like
Exons: 6
Coding region: 23-1018 (331 amino acids)
Biological process (GO): bone resorption
Molecular function (GO): ferric iron binding; ferrous iron binding; acid phosphatase activity
Source: RefSeq, a predicted model, not a curated record